Molecule: messenger RNA, 6237 nt
Organism: Drosophila ananassae
Lineage: Eukaryota; Metazoa; Arthropoda; Insecta; Diptera; Drosophilidae
Gene: LIMK1
Product: LIM domain kinase 1
Exons: 6
Coding region: 349-4119 (1256 amino acids)
Biological process (GO): protein phosphorylation; actin cytoskeleton organization
Cellular component (GO): cytoplasm; nucleus
Molecular function (GO): protein serine/threonine kinase activity; protein binding; ATP binding
Source: RefSeq, a predicted model, not a curated record
UUUGGUAUUUUAGUGGCAGUGGCAGUAUGGUCACACUGCUGGAACCAAAAUUGAAUGAACCGGUUCCGGAGCGAACAUUUCAUUUUGGUUUUGUUUUUUUUUUUGAAACAAAUGCAGAUUUGUUUUUUAUUGUUUAAGUUGUUUGCCCGUCCGUGCUGCUAAACAUAGAAUCCGGCGGACAGUGCGACCGUGACCGUGGACGGCGUAUGGCGGGAAUCGAAUAAAUAUAAUAAAUAAAUAAACGAACGAAUAUCUAACGAAUGUGCAAUGUGCGUUAAUCCAACAGCCCCAACACAUACAAACAAUUAUUUAUAACGUAAUCGGGCCAAGCCAUAAAAUCCACAUUCCAUGCAUCAUCAUCAGAAGGAGCAGCAGCAGCAGCAGCGCCUAAGGACGAAUGGCGCCUCCCGAGGAGCAGGAACAGGAGCUGGAGCUGGAACUGGAGCAGGAGGAGCCAGAGGCGGAGUACGUCCUGGCAGCUACUUUAGUGGACCAUCCUGCGCCCACUGCCGCGGCCAGCUGCUGCCCCAUCCCGAGGAGCCCAUCGUGAUGGCGUUGGGACAGCAGUGGCACUGCGACUGCUUCCGGUGCUCCGUCUGCGAGGGCCAUCUCCACAACUGGUACUUUGAGCGCGAGGGACUACUGUACUGUCGGGAGGACUACUACGGGCGGUUUGGGGAUGCCUGCCAGCAGUGUACGGCCGUGAUUACGGGUCCCGUGAUGGUAGCCGGAGAGCACAAGUUCCAUCCGGAGUGCUUCUGCUGUGCGGCAUGCGGCUCCUUCAUCGGCGAGGGGGAGUCCUAUGCUUUGGUGGAGCGGUCGAAGCUCUACUGUGGCCAGUGCUAUGGGAAGCGCAGCUGCCAGCCGGCGGACGCCAAGGCCAGGAUAACGACGGCUGGGAAGCCGAUGCACUCCAUCCGCCUCGUGGAGAUCCCCAAGGACGCCACCCCCGGCCUCCGGGUGGACGGCGUGGCACUGGACGACGGCUGUCCCACUGUCCGGAUAGCGGAUUUAUUCUGCAACUUCUUUUUCUGGCUGGCCUCCAUGGCGGAGCAGUGCUGCGGGGCUCCUUAUAGGAUCGAUGUCAACCUCACCAAUCUGCACAUCGGCGACCGCAUCCUGGAAGUGAAUGGGACUCCGGUGAGCGACUCCUCCGUGGAACAGAUCGACAAGCUGAUCCGGAGCAACGAGAAGAUGCUCCAGCUAACCGUGGAGCAUGAUCCGGUCCAGGUCUGUCGAUCCUGCAGCCAGGCGGACAUCCAGCGGGCCUGUUCCGCCUCCACGCUGAUCCUGCCGCUGAGCACCUCCGCCUCCAGCGUCGAGGUGGGCGGACGGGAGAGACUGUACAAGGCGGCGCAGGGGGGGGAGCAGAGCGCCAAGGCCCGGAAACUGAGGCAGGCCAGCAACGCCUCCAGCAUCACCAUACCGAACGCCACCACCCAGCUGAAGGAGAAGGAGCGCUGCUCCAGCAUGUCCAAGCUGCAGGAUCAGGCCCAGCAGCACCUGGCCCACCCACUGUCCAGGACACAGUCCUGCCGAGUGGUCCAGAAGCCACAGCGAUUCUUUCGCGCCUCCGAUCUGGUCAUUGGCGAGAAACUGGGCGAAGGAUUCUUCGGAAAGGUCUUCAAGGUCACCCAUCGACAGAGCGGCGAGGUGAUGGUCCUCAAGGAGCUCCACCGCGCCGACGAAGAGGCCCAGCGGACGUUCCUCAAGGAGGUGGCUGUCCUGCGACUCCUCGACCAUCCCCAUGUCCUCAAGUUCAUCGGCGUCCUGUACAAGGAGCGGAAACUGCACAUGGUGACGGAGUAUGUAGCGGGCGGGUGUCUCAAGGAGCUGAUCCACGACUCCCGCCAGAUCCUGUCGUGGUCGCAGCGGGUCUGCCUCGCCCGGGACAUCGCCUGCGGGAUGAGCUACCUCCACUCGAUGAACAUCAUCCAUCGGGACUUGAACUCCAUGAACUGUCUGGUGCGGGAGGAUCGGUCGGUUAUUGUGGCCGAUUUCGGUCUGGCACGGAGUGUGGAUGCACCGCGUGUCCCGGGAGCUUCGGGCGGCGGUGGUGGAGGAGCUGGACCCGGCACUCCCGGUGGCUAUGGUUCGGCAACGAAUAGCGAUGCUGGCAUAUCCCCCGGCGGGACUCUGCGGCGGAGCAAGAGCCGUCAGCGCCGGCAACGAUACACGGUGGUGGGGAAUCCCUACUGGAUGGCCCCGGAGAUGAUGAAGGGUCUCAAGUACGACGAGAAGGUGGACGUCUUCUCCUUUGGCAUCAUCCUGUGUGAGAUUAUUGGUCGCGUCGAAGCCGAUCCGGACUUUAUGCCCCGCAACUCGGACUUCAGUCUCAAUCAGCAGGAGUUCCGGGAGAAGUUCUGCGCCCAGUGCCCGGAGGCGUUCGUCAAGGUGGCCUUCGUCUGCUGUGACCUUAAUCCGGACAUGCGUCCGUGCUUCGAGACGCUCCACAAGUGGCUGCACGAACUGGCCGAGCACCUGGCCGAGCACUCGGAGCGUCAACUGCCGCCGGAGAGCCUCCUGCACCGGAUCGAGAACUUCCAGGAGAGCUAUGCCAGUUCCGAGGACGCCCUGUCGCCCACCUCCCAGCGCAGUCUCGACAAUCUCGAUGAAAUCGUCAAGGAUCCGCCGGCCGUUGAGGUGGAAGUCUCACCCGUGGAGAAGGAGAAUGUGGUCAUUAGGCCGCAGGAUAUACCGAAGUCGCCGCAUCUGGGCAAGGAUUUCUCGCCGAGCGGUGAACGGCUGAGGGACAGCAUGCGGGCGCGAAGGAGGCAGAGGUUUCUGGGUGCCCAGGAGCAGCGCAGGAACCUAACUCCCGAAACGGAGUCCAAGGAGCGAGCCCUGAAACAGGCGCUCCGGAAGUGUCGGCCGUUCGGGGAGCGGGGAUACCUGGUGGACCUGCGUCCUGGCGGGGAACUACAGCUGCAGGAUGUCCGGGAUCUGAACACCUACUCCGAUGUGGACUCCAGCUGCGACACAAGUCUCAACUACCACGAGAUCAAUAAUCCGCCCACAGGAUUGGAUAUUCCUCCGGAGGAGCCAAAAUUGGAGAUGGAGCCACCUCCUCCCUCCAAGGAGGAGCCACAACACCGGCAACAGAUCGAGGACAUGCGCACCCGACUGAACCAGUGCCGGAGCAAGUUCGAGCACCUCGAGGAGGCCAGCCGGAGGAACUUCAGCCAGUCGCAGCACUCGAUGCGGAACUUCUUCAAGACCCCGCCGGUGGCCCUGAAGAUGUUCCAGCGGCUGGAGCACGAGGCGGCCGCCGCUCUGAAUGGUGGCCAGACCACAACACCACCACCGCUGCCGCCACGGACGCAGCGCAUCAACCAGACACCGAUCUUUGGCCGGCGAAAGCCCCCCCUUACCGCGGAUCCGGCGGAUCAGAAGCUUCAGCAUUCCGAGUCGCUGGAGAACUUGGUCGGGGGACGGAAACCGAUGCCGCCCAUCCCAGCGACCAAAAGGAGCAAAGGACCGGUUACUCCAAUGCCCACCAUCAUCCUGCCGAACAGUAGCACCUCCAAUGGCACGCCGGCGGCAGCUUCCGGCGGGGACUUUCCUCCGAAGAAGCACAAACUGACCCUGCCACUGCCCCCCCAAUCCCAGAUGUCAUCCGUGCCACGGUCUGGACAUUCCAAGCCAUCCACUACCACGAAGGUGAAGCCGUCGAAGGCGCCACCCUCCUCCAGCCGCAUCAUGUCCAGCAACAGCAUCUCACCGACCCGCAACAGCCGUCCCAGUUCGCCCACAAAGCAUCUCGCCCAGCGUCACACCGCCUCCACGGCCCAAAGACUGAACAAUGUGGCCGCCGCCCAUCACCAUCAGAGCCUCCAGCAGCAGCAGCAGUCCCAGCGGACCACGCGCCUCAACAUCCUCAGUCCGGAGAAGGUGCAUCGUCUGGGCGCCCGACUCACCGACCAGAAGCAGAAAAUGCGCGAAGAGGCCGCCGCCAGUGGUGGCCUAGCUAGUGGCGGUGGCUUGGCAGGAUCUGCGGCGAAUGGUCUCAGAUCUGCCGCCCCAGGAGGAGGAGGAGGAGGUGGUGGAGCCCCUGGCGACAGAAGACGGCGGGCAGCUCCAACCCCUCCGGCACGGACGCACUUCAAUACCAGAUGCUAGCUGUUCGAGGAUUCAAGGAUCAUCUAUUCCUCCACUCAGAUCCACUCAGGAAUCAGCUGUUUAGAUUGUAUAACACUUUGCCACAUUAUGUAUAACACUUUUCUACUACCCCGAGUACAGUCUGAAGGUUAUAAUAGUUAUAUGUUUCUUUACACAAAUGGCUGUCACUGUUAUACACGCAACUGUUAUACGCAAGAAAAAAAAAAAGAACACAUUCCAAGAAAACGAAUAUUACGAAAGCGACCGAACUAGAUACGAAUCUGGAAAGAGAUAUAUAGUAUAUAUACUCCCGAUUCCCGAAAAAAUGAUAAAUAAUAAAUAAUAUUCCAAAGGCAGCAAGCGACGAUGGGUUUUCAAAACCCUCGAAAUUCAUAUGACAGUUUGUCCCCCAAACUGUUAUACUAUCUCUCUAAUUUUUUUUAUUUUAAAAACAUGAUUUUUUUUUUUCUGUGUAAUAAUAAUACAAACAAUAAUAGUAAGCUUAUGUAACGAAAGGUUAAGUGCCUGAUUAGAUAAAAAAAAAAAAACAAAAAAGUUGCAAUAUUUACAAACAAAAAAUGCGAAUAAUUAUAUAGUAUUUUAAGAUUACAGGGUAACAACUGUUCCGACUAACCUAACGAACUCAACUAAAAAUGCUAAGCAAUUAAUUUUUAACUAUUUAACUAUUAACCCGACUUAUACGAUAGUUACUGUCUGACAAAAAAAAAAAUUAUAACAGAUAUGCGAAAGUUGUGCCAUGAUAGAGUUCUCGCGAGGAAGGGAUUAUCGAUUAAAUGUAGAAGGAACCCACCCACUAAAAAAAAAAAAAUUAAGAGAAAGACAUAAAAAAUAAUGUACUUUAUUAGACAAAUUGCGGUUUGAAUAUUUUUUGAUAUACACCAUAUAUAUAUUAUACAUAUAUACAUAAAUACUAUAUAUAUUCCAUAAUUAUAUAGAUAAUGAUAUUCCAUGUUAGUGCUUAAAUCUAAUUUAUUAUUUAACAAGCAACUACUUUCUUUUUGGUAUUUAAAAGAAAAAGUCUAACUUGUAUUAAAAAAAGGAGAAAAAACUAAAAAAAAAAAAGGAAGAGAGGAAGAGUAAUUUCGGACAGAACCGAAGUUGAUAUACCCUUGCAGUUAAGAGGUAUAAGAUAUAUAUGGUUGGAUAAAAAUAAUUUCUUUAGAAUAUAAAUUUCGAAAAAAGUCCCAAUCUUCUAUCUUCAAAAAAACCAAAGUUGUGUAAUUUCCGAUUGCUCAGUUAUAGGGAAGCUAUAGGAUAUAGUUGACCGAUCCUAUCCAUUCCGAAAUAAAUAAUGCAGGAAGAAAUAAGAAGACUGUCUGUAAAAUUUGAAGCCAAUAGCUUUAAAACUAAGAGAUCAGAAUAGAAAAAAGAUAGAAUAGCGGACAGACGGACACGCGGACACCCCAUAAUACCCUCUGCAAGGAUAUAUAAAAAAAAUAUAAAAAUAAAUGAAAGUUUUUGCUCAAAAGGCAAUAGUUUAAGUCACACACACACACCAACACACACACGCUCAAUGCUAACUGUUAUACAAGACACGCACACGCUCAAGCCUAAUACUGUUAUACUGUUAUACCGUAAACCUUAAAAAAAUCCCUUAAAAAACCCCUAAACUUAAGUCUGUGUGAAUCAAAACGCUUUUGAAAUUUAAUAAUUGCUUGAAUAUGACACUUGAGAGAUGACUGUUAUACGUAUAACAGUUGAUACACUCAAUAUUUUACUAAAAAAUACAAAAAACAAAAUAUUUCUAGCAUUUACACAUAAAUAUGUGCGAUAUUUUUAUACACCGAUGAUAAUUAUGUAAUGUGUUGCAAUUUUUCCUCAAAUAUUUUUUUGAAACUACGUUUAUACGCCGGCCAUCUUGUUUUCGAAAUUGUUUUUGAAACCCUACUCCCCAAUAACUAUCUGUUUUUAUGCAAUAUUUACAAUUAUAGCUGCUUGUGGUAACAAUAUCUCUCUAUUUGUAUAUAAGACUACUUACUAAUCGAUGUUUUUUAUUCGUUUUUCGAAAAGUUUUCGUUCAAAACCUUAAGCCCGUGUAUGAACUUAGUUUUCGAACCCUUAAAUCGCAAACCUUGAAUAUUUUUUUGUUAAUAAAUAAAUAAAAGCUGAAAAAAUAAA